AUGCGCCCGCCGCCCCUCGCCUCAGGAGACCGGCGCCCCGCGCCCUCGGCCCGGCCGCGUCCUCGUCCUUCGGUCGCGCCGCGCAGCGCCGGCCGCCGCCUCAGCGCCUCAUCACCGCCGCGGGCUGAGGGAGCGCGGCCUGCGCGGCGGACGGCGCCCUCCGCUCGGGCACGCGGGCCCGGCGCGCGAGACCCGCCCCCUUGGCCGCCGCCGCCUCAGCAUUCCGGGCGGACGGCUCGGCCGGCGGAGCAGCGCAGGGCGUGUGGGCGCCACUCGCUCUGCGUGCUCUGCACGUACACCCUCCUUUCUUUCUUAACAAACUGCUAG
Messenger RNA from Rangifer tarandus platyrhynchus (Svalbard reindeer), 327 nucleotides. NCBI's taxonomy places the organism in Eukaryota, Metazoa, Chordata, Mammalia, Artiodactyla, Cervidae. The record is from the annotation of a GenBank genome assembly.